GUUGGCGGGGGAGGGUGUCUCUGACGAAAGCAUCCGUUAAAAAUGCGCCCAGUGGUUUUUAAAAUUGUUUACGUUUUGUGAAUUGCCGCCGAUAGUAAUUACACCCUCCAAUGAUAAUUGACAAUUGGGGUUUUAAAAUGAAUUAGUGCUAGUUCCGGGAAAUUCACUCGAGUGCUGAGAAUUUUGUCAUUGAACGUCAUAAAAAAUGGAAUUCCCAUCCCUCCAAUUCAGUGAAAUGUGAGGUUAUGAGUGUUCGAAUCACAAAGACACAAAACUUGAGGAUUAUUUUGAUUGUUAGUCAAAUAAUUAGUUGUUAAAAUGUGUGAACAAGUGGGGAUUGAUGACUGCCACAGUAUCACCUCGAGGUACAGAACUCUCCGGAAAAGAUUGGAGAAUCUUGGGUACAGGCAGUCACUACCAGUGGAUGCACUGUCACUUGUGGAGCGAUUAUUAGGGGAUUUGAUUCAAACAACUGAAAGUCUGAGGCAUUUCAAAGCUAUUGCAGAGGACAAAAUCGAGAUCUCGAGUCCCCAAGAGUUCUCAUUGGAUCCCUACAAGUGCGACAACGCUAAGCUAGUCCAAGAGUGCAAUAAACUCCACGCAGACUUGAUAGAAGCCAAGGACAGUCACCUCAAACAAACCAAAGAUCUCAAGAGAAAAAUCAGUCAGCUGGAGACUGAAUGCAACGAUCUCCAGUUAGCCUCCUCCAGGAACCUCAAACGUAUAAAAGAUCUUGAGGUGGAGUCGUCCAGCAAGUCCAAGAGGAUUCAAGAACUCCUAGGAAAAUGCUGUAAACCAACAAUCAACAAUUGUAGUCUCUCAGCAAAACGAAAAUCAGUGUUUCCCCUGAGAAAACCUGUACUCGAUGGGGAUGUGCUCACUCCAGAGCUGUUGAAAGGAUCCAUAUCCCCGGGGAGUCUCAGCAAGGUUCACCCCGAGGUUCUGGACCUCGUGACCAUGGGAGACAGGAAGAUAGCUUCAUUGGGCCUCGAAGUAACAAAGCUAAAGGGAGAACUGGCACUGCAGUGCGAUAAUGUUCAUACCCUGAAGACCCAACUGGCGCUCAAGGGAAACGAAAUCAACAGAUUGAGGAAGUUGCUGGAGGGGGGCAGGCCCUAUCUGGCAGUCUCCAAAGACUGCAGCUGCAGGCAAACUGAAGCGAGUUGCAUCCAGUGUAAUUCGAAUAGAAAGACUGCCAGAGGAGGUGAAGGGUCUUGGAAUGAGGUCAAGGUACUGCAGCAGGUGAAGUUGAAUUUGGAAGAACAGUUGAAAGAGGCCCUGGAGAAGCAGCACGACGCCAUGUCUCAGGCGAUGAAGUUGGCGGAGAGGAACGAGGAGCUCGAGAAAGAGUUGAGGGAUAUCGAUCACAUCGCCCUAGCUGUCGAGGCUGACUGCAAUUCCACAGUUAAGGAGAAUAAUCGGAGGGUCAGCCAGCUUCAGGAAAGGUAUGAGACAGCUAUGACGAAGAUCAAUCACUUGGAGAAUGAGUUGUUGGUGGAGAAAAGGGCAUCACAGGAACUCAGGGCUGAUCUGGAGGCCUGCAGGUUGGAAAAGAGGAAUCUGCAGAGAAUUGUAGACAGCUCUACGGAGGAGAAGAAGAAAUUGACUGAUAGAAUUAAUGAGCUGACAUUAAUAGAGGAGUCCCUCAAUGCCGAGAUUGAAAGAUUGUCUCGACUUAACGAAACACAGAAGCAUGAACUUGCACAAUUGGAGUAUGUGAAUGAGUCUCUGAAGAUGCAAAUGGGCAGUUCUCAGGGCAUUAAUAACAGUAGUUCUAGGAGGUCGAAGGACGAAGAUGAUAAGAUUACUAAAACUCUGGGAAAAUGUUCUAAGAAAAAAAAUGGUACUUUGGUUAAAGGUUCCAAGGUUCAGAGGACAUCACUCUCACCCCCGAUUCAAGAUAAGCGAAGCUCUGGUUUAGAAUCGAUGAGGGCAUUGAUUCAAGAGAAAGACGGGAAGAUUUCUGAGCUGCAGAAAAUGCUCGAUCAACAUCGGAAGGAGACUGAUUACUGUAAGGAGGAGAUGGAGAGACUAAAGAGGGAUACACGGUCUGAUAAUGAACUUUGGAGCCAGAUUUGCGAUCUCAAGCAUCGGUUAAAUGAGAAAGAAAUGAGAAUAACUGAACUCCAGAGGGAGAAGAGGGAGUUGUGCCGGGAAAAAUAUGAAUUAGAAUCAAGACUACAGGGAUGCAGAAAUCGCUCCAGCCCUUGUAAAACGUGUAAUGAGUGCAGAUCGGUGGGGCCAUGUGUUUGUCUCUCCCUGUCACCAAGGCCAGAGACCGGAGGAUCGAAGGUGUUAUAUUCACGACUAGAACGUGAAAGAGACACAGCACGAAGUGACGUAGAGCGUUUGAUCGAAGAACGAGACAUACUGAGGGAAAGAUUAAAGAUGGCCACUGAAGCCCACACCUAUGAGCAACGUCGAUUAAGGGAUAACGUGCGAGAGUUGGAGAGUCGACUCAAGGAAAUGGAGAGGGAAAGACAAGAACUUUUAGUUGCCCAGGGAUCGAGACGAACAGCUAUUGCUGGGGUUGAGGGCCAGCUUGAAGAAGCCAGGGAGGAGCUCAGGAGGACGAAACAGGAAUUGGUGAGCCAGAGGACUCAAUAUUUCCAACUGAGGGCACUGCAAGAUCAAACGGAUCAAGCGCUGGGUGACGUGCAGAGUCAACUCAGUCAAUCGGAGAGUGAACAGUCGAAGGCUAAGGAACGAAAUAGGUGUCUGGAGCAGCAGCAGUUGCAGUUAGAUAGUCAGGUGAAGGAGCUCAAGCAGGAGAUCAAUACGCUUCGUACUAAUAUGGCACGAUUGGAUCAGGAGAAAGAUCAAUUACUGAUGGAAUUAGACAAUAAAACCGAACGAAUCGCAGCUCUAGAGCGUGAGAUAAUCUCUAAGGAGCAACAAACGAUAGUCACUGAACAGCAACUGCGAGAUGUCCAGCACAAGUACCAGAUUUGCAUGGAUCAGAGUGCUGAGCAAGAGCGUCAGCUGCGGUCCAUGCAGAUGGAGAUGGAGAAUCACCAGAGGCAGUUGGCAGCGGCCUCGGCAGAUCGUGACAACGCAGCGCAGGAGAAUCGUCGCCUCCAGGACGACCUGGCAGCCCUCACUUGUGAAAUUCGAACGCUUCAACGAGAGCUCGAGUCUUCGCGAGCUGAAUCGUACGACCUGAAGCGUCAGUUGCAGACGUAUGUCAGCGAAGUGCGAAGAGCUGAGGAGUUGCUGAAUCGAAAGGAGAACGAGAGAACAGAGAUGCUGAAUCACUUCCGGAGUUUGAGCCUGGAGGCAACUGUCCUCGAGAACAAUAAUCACAGUCUGGAGAGUGAAGCUGCUGAGGCUAGAGGGGCUCUGCAGUCCGCCAGGGACAGAAUCGUAGAUUUGGAACGACAAUUAGCCGAUAAAGACUGUCUCGUUCAUGGGUAUGAGGCCCAAAUAACUGAAUUAACGCAAAAUGUCGCGAGCCUGGAGACGCAGGUACGACAGCAGAGUGAGCAAAGGGCACGCACUGAGGCCGAUCUCAACGCCGUGAGGGAUCUCUGUGUCAAACUGGACCAGAAGAAGGAGAGUUUGGUGAAGGAGCUGGGGGAUAAGGAUGCCAUCAAAUCACAGUAUGAGUCACAGAUUGCCCGACUGCGAGCUGAACAGAAUAUUGUUCAGGAGCAGAUGAACCGAGAUCAUGUCACUGUUGACAGAAUGCAGGAUAUGCUAGAUCAGGCAAGACAGGAGAGCAUCGAUUGUCAAGCGCAUAAUCAAGAAUUGCAGAAUGAAAUGACCAGAAUGAAGCAGAGAGUUUCUGAAUUGCAAAAUAAAUUAUCGGCAGAAUCAGCAGAGCUUCGCAGACACCAGAAUCAAGCUGCCGAGUACAGUAAACAGAUCAGUGAACUCCGACGACAAGUAACGAACGAGCGAUUCGAUCGCGCCAGGAAAGAGGAGGAGCACAGAAGAUCAUUGAACUCGACGCCUGAGAGUUUAAACUUCGACUUGAACGUCGUCAUUUAGGAUAGAAUUACGAAUAGAUUCCGAUGAUGCAGAAGGCAUUGAAUUAUCUGUUCCAUAGAUUGUAAAAGUUGAAUUGAAUUUUUUU
Diachasmimorpha longicaudata is the source of this 4075-nucleotide messenger RNA. RefSeq names its product centrosomal protein of 135 kDa (gene Cep135). NCBI's taxonomy places the organism in Eukaryota, Metazoa, Arthropoda, Insecta, Hymenoptera, Braconidae. The coding region runs from base 319 to 3990 and encodes 1223 amino acids. The transcript is spliced from 11 exons. The record is from RefSeq and is a predicted model, not a curated record.